Messenger RNA from Zerene cesonia (dogface butterfly), 1360 nucleotides. RefSeq names its product titin homolog. The coding region runs from base 59 to 958 and encodes 299 amino acids. The record is from RefSeq and is a predicted model, not a curated record. The transcript is spliced from 6 exons. Lineage: Eukaryota; Metazoa; Arthropoda; Insecta; Lepidoptera; Pieridae. Gene Ontology annotation, biological process: synapse organization. Gene Ontology annotation, cellular component: neuron projection membrane.
GGCCCUGACGAAGCUGGCCAGAUGAAAUCUAUGGCUCCCGCGUCCCGGGGCUGACAAGAUGCUGCCUCCUGGUUUAUUCAUAUUCUGCUCCCUGCUAACGAGCUCAUUAUGUGUUAUAGCACCGCAAAUACCAGACUUCAAAACCGGUGACAGUAAGAUCAUCAACGGGCCGUUCUGGCACGAGGUGUUCACUGAGAUAUACGAGGAUCCAGAGGAAGAGGUGUCCACGACGACGUCCGAGCCGCUGCCCUUCUUCGAAGAUGACGCUUCCACGAAUAACGUGACUGCGCAAUUGGGUAGCCGCGUGCAUCUGCAUUGCAGAGUUCAUGACUUGGGGGAGAAGACGAUAUCCUGGGUACGUCGGAAAGGGGAGGACCUCCACCUCCUGUCCUUCGGCCGGCACACAUACUCCGCGGACUCACGGUACUCCCUCGCGUUCGAGCAGCCGAAUGAUUGGCGCCUGCUCAUUCAGUAUGUGAGUGAACGGGACGAAGGAUAUUACGAGUGUCAGAUAUCGACGCACCCGCCGCUCGUUCGACGUGUGCAUUUGAGCGUUGUUGUUCCAAAAGUGGAGAUCAUAGAUGAACGUGGUCGGCCUCUGCAGGACAAGUUCUACAAGGAAGGCUCCAUUAUAGAACUGCGAUGCAUCGUCAGUGAGGUGCCUCAGCCAGCGAGACAGGUCAACUGGAAACAUGGGGGAAGAUUGCUAAACUAUGACACGAAGAGAGGGGGGGUUAGUGUGAAGACGGAAGCCACAGCGAACGGUGCCCUCUCCCGACUGUAUAUAGCUAACGCUAAUAGGAACGAUUCCGGAAAUUACACAUGCUCGCUCGCUGACGUCGCCGCGUCAGCUGUAUCAGUCCAUGUGUUGAGAGGCGAGAACCCUCUAGCGAUGCAACGCGGCGACGCGUCUAUGUUACAUCCAUCGCUUGUUAUGUUCGUUGCAUUCGUCAGCUGACGUUUGUUGGGCGCGUAAUGUACGCGCUGUGUAUAAAUAGUCGUAGCUAGCUCGUAUCGAUCGGAGUUCUUGGUGGAUGCUUUUGGGUUUUGUAAGGUUUCGUUUGAGUUAAUUUGUUUGAUGUUAGGUUGCUUUUAAACGGGUUUUAUGAAGACAAUCAUGUUUUUCGGGGAAAAAUGUCUGGAUCAUAAUACAAUUUUGGGUUUUGAUAAAAACAGUUUACAUUAUAAUAAAAUUCUUAAAGAUUAUUAUGGAUUCUGUAACUCAAUCAGUUCUCUUUAAUAAUGAUAAUAAUUUUGUACAAGAUAUAUUAUACUUUAACCAAAAAUAAAAUCUGAUAUUUCACAAGUCUUGAACAGGAAAAGUUUUUCACUUCCGUCCUCUGUUUACAUGGCGUGAAAA